GUGACGUCAUCAAAAGGUGACACAAGAACCUUGAGGCGCUUCGAGUUAUCUUUAUAAACUGUUUCACUUACACGGGAAAAUACAGAUGCUAUUUUCCCGCCAAAAUGACGCUUCCGAACAGCGCCGAACAUCUCCGAAGAUGCACGAAGACGACACACUCCUGCCACGGAGUGGAGCGUGACGAAAACAAAGAUGACGGACCUCGUAUCGAAAAGGGGGUUUAUAAAAAGGAGAAGCCCAACAGGAUGACCAGCGUGCUCUGUAGCAGAGCCAGGGUGGUUACAUACCUGCCAGGGCUUCACGUUCUUGUGCGACGCAUAGCAGGAACCAGAUGUUUCUCAGAUGAGCGUCAUGCUAACGUCACACCACCAGAUCUGGGACCGAGAACGGUGUGGCCAGAUGAGACCAUGGGUCCGUUUGGUCCUCAGGAUAAACGCUUCCAGCUGCCCGGUAACGUCGGAUUUGCCAAGCAGCUCGAAGAUACAGCAGAGCAGAAGCCUGACCCUGUGCGUGCAAUACUCCCGGAUGUGCUGACGGCUCCAUCGAACACCGAGAGGCACGAGUUCAUCCUGGCGCAAUUCGUCAACCAGUUCCACGAGAACGCCGAGGCUUCAUCGGCACAUGGGGUCGACAGCGCAGAGCACUAUUUCAGCCAUUCCAGAGUGGAGUGUGCCAUCCAGUCCUGCCCAGAACUGCUGAAAAAGGACUUUACGAUGAUGUUUCCUGAAGCCCCCUCGAGCAACAUGAUGGUGCUGACUGUAACACAGAGAACCGAGAACGACAUGACUGCCUGGUCUGAGGAGGUGGACCAGGAGAGGGAGCAACUGCUGGCUAAAUUCAUCGAAGGGGCAAAGGAGAUCUGCCACGCACUGCACACCGAGGGCUUCUGGGCUGACUUUAUCGACCCUUCAUCUGGACUAGCAUUCUUCGGCUCCUACACCAACAACACGCUGUUCGAGACAGACGAGCGAUACCGCCACCUGGGUUUCCAGAUCGAAGACCUCGGAUGCUGUAAAGUGAUCCGUCACUCGCUGUGGGGCACACACGUGUUCGUAGGAAGCGUUUUCACCAACGCGCCAGCCGGCAGCCAUGUCAUGAAGAAGCUGCAAGGAAAUUAACGCAUCAAGCAAUUCAUAUACUAAUAUCCAAGAACUCUGUAUCGUAUUGAUCAGGUCUUCUCAAAUGCACAAAAGAAUCAGUACUCGAUUUUAUUCUUACUGUUGGAUUUGCUGUUAUCCAUAUCGAUUUCUUGAUUUAUUUAUUUUUGUCAAUGAAUAUAGCAAAGUGCAGAAAGGGUCAGUUCUGUACUGCUUGAUUUCUGUGUUUUGAGAAAUGUUUUAAAAAGUAUUUUGCUCUCUCAGAAAUGAAAUAAAAAUAUAUGUUUGGCAGAUGUGGAUAUAUACACCGAUUAGCCGUAACAUUAAAACCACUGAGCGAUGUAGUGAAUAACAUGGAUUAUCUUAUCCUCCUAGGGCUUAGCGGUCACAUGCGUGGACAGCACUUUUUAGAAAUUCGGAACAAGAAUCCACAUAUGUGGACAUACUUUUUCUCUAAAAGUACAUCUUAUCAAAAGAUGAUGCUUAGUUUUUAUUCUAAUCAGGUUCUAAUAAGCCCAAAUAGCAAAGAGAAAUAAAAAAAAUGCAUGUAAAAAAACAGCUUGGGCCUCAAUAUAGUGGUGCCUGUCAAGGGGUGGGAUAUAUUAGGUAGCAAGAGA
This is a messenger RNA of Neoarius graeffei (lesser salmon catfish), 1714 nucleotides long. RefSeq names its product metabolism of cobalamin associated Db (gene mmadhcb). Gene Ontology annotation, cellular component: mitochondrion. Bases 105 to 1118 code for a protein of 337 amino acids. The record is from RefSeq and is a predicted model, not a curated record. The transcript has 9 exons. Lineage: Eukaryota; Metazoa; Chordata; Actinopteri; Siluriformes; Ariidae. Gene Ontology annotation, biological process: cobalamin metabolic process.